Molecule: messenger RNA, 1104 nt
Organism: Betta splendens (Siamese fighting fish)
Lineage: Eukaryota; Metazoa; Chordata; Actinopteri; Anabantiformes; Osphronemidae
Gene: manbal
Product: mannosidase beta like
Exons: 3
Coding region: 189-449 (86 amino acids)
Cellular component (GO): membrane
Source: RefSeq, a predicted model, not a curated record
GGUCGCAGAUUAGUGACGUCACUUCCGCGGUUUUUCUUUUGUUCGCCAAAGUGGCUUCAGUGUUUUUCUUGAUACUCUUUCUCAGGUCUUAUUUACUUUACAACAACGUUGAGGUUAAUAUACCUUAAACGAACAGAGGGAGCGAAGCAUUUCGGCCACUGACGGGGGAAGACAACAAAACCAGCGUCAUGUCUGCAGAAUUGGACCUGUCCCCUCCAGAGGUGCCCGAGCCCACGCUUUUAGAGAGUAUUCUACGCUAUGGGCUGUUCUUAGGUGCCAUCUUCCAGCUCAUCUGCAUUCUGGCUGUCAUCUUCCCCACGUCAAAGGGACAUGAACAGGAAGAAACCGAGUCUACUGAUGGAAAGGCCGCCGAGCUGACCAAGAAACCUAAAGGACCAGCACCUCAGAUCCGACAGAAACCAAAGAAAGAGAGCAAAAAGAAAAGAUAGACAGUAUUCAGUGUGAUACCUCUUUGUGUGAGUUACCAGAUGUCAUAACAGUUGCCUCUACAUGUAUUGAACACUAGAAUUAUAUAAAAUCAGUAAACAAUGUUCUUUUGAAGUUUGACCUUCAAUGAUCUUAAUGCUGUUUGAAUGAAUGAAUGAAUGAAUUACUGUGGCACUUAUCUUGGAAAAUCUUUGGAGAACCUGUUGUUUUUUUUUCAACUGAAAGUCAUUGAUGGGUUGUACUCUGGAGACACAGACAAAGCAUCCUAUGGUCAUCCUGUUUGCUGUUGAUUUUUAGUAGUUUGUUAAACUUUGGUUUGUCCUAUUACUUACCCCUUUUUAAUGCCAUCAGACUAGGUUAUUUCACAAACGUUUAUUCUUCUUUUGAUUUACACUGACAUCAUUCAAAAUUCUGGAUUUCUGGAUCUGAAAUUUUAUUUUAAAAAGUGAUGGAGCACAGAUCAGUUUAAUACCAGCAUGAGUCCUUGUUAGACGUCCAUUAUGUAUCUUGUGCUUAUGUCUUGUGUAACUGUAUGAGCUAUGUAAUCUUUUAAAUAUCCAUAUACUGCUGGCCAAUAAACACGAUCUGACUCUUUAAAACAUCUGUAUUGAAGUGCAUUUUGAUAUAAAAUAAAAUUGAGUGCCGCUUUAAGAAUUA